UUACGGAUGAGAAAAUGGUGGUUUACACAACUUGGCUCGAGGUUACACACUAGAAAGAAGACCUGAAACAACGGCUGCAGAUGCCAGAGUCUGAGCUCGUUACCGUUUCACCCAACCGCCUCAGAGACCUCCCCGCCAACGCCACAAGAACGAAAGGCAGAAAAGAGGAACUCUUCAAAGACAGGGGAUUCUGAAGAAGCUCGGUUCUUCUGCUCUUACUGCGCUGCACUCAGGGGAUUACGGCUCGGGACCGAGCCCUGCUGGCUUCUGCCCCGGAAGUUUUUCUGUCAGAGAAGCGCGCACGUUGAGCCGGCUUUACCGCUGCUUCUCUCUGGCUGCGUACGGAUCAUGUCGUCCAAGAAGAACAGAAAACGGCUAAACCAAAGCGCCGAGAAUGGUUCUUCCUCGGCAUCCGCUGCUUCCUUUCCUGCAGGGACCACAGCUUCUGCCGUGGCGGCCGGGACUCUGGUGGUGAUUAACUUCUUAGAAAAGGAUGACAAAGUUCCUAAAGCAUUCCAGAAUUCUCUUGUUCAACUUGGACUCAAUACCAUGAAGUCUGCAAAUAUUUGUAUCGGUCGACCAGUGUUGCUUACCAGUUUGAAUGGAAAGCAGGAGGUCUAUACGGCCUGGCCUGUGGCAGGAUUUCCUGGAGGCAAGGUUGGCCUGAGUGAAGUGGCACAGAAGAACGUGGGUGUGAGGGUUGGUGAUGCCAUCCAUGUCCAGCCUGUUUUGGGUGCUGUGCUGCAGGCUGAGGAAAUGGACGUGGCUCUCAGUGACAAAAAUGCAGAUAUUAAUGAAGAACAACUGGCUGGUUGUAUUUUGAGAAAACUAGAUGGCAAGGUGGUUUUACCAGGCAACUUUCUGUAUUGUACAUUCUAUGGACGACCAUGCAAGCUGCAAGUGUUGCGAGUGAAAGGGGCAGAUGGCACAAUGUUGAGAAGGGCUCAGAAUGACUCUGACACUGCUGCCCGGGGAAUGGCCUCUGAGCUGUCCAGCCGAGAUCCUAGCACCCUGGAUAUAUCCUAUCAGCUAAGCCAGUUAGAUCUGGAAGUGCCCCGACGGCCGGCAUCAAGUAGUACUCCUUACAGACCAGUAGAUGACAGAAUGAUGAAUAAAGCUGGUGGCAUUUUGUCAGAUGGUACACAGAGUCCUGGGAAUGGCAGUGGACUUGGAUUAGAGGAGGUCACAGGGCUUGCAUGUAGUUUUGAGUCUGCCAGGGAAGGAAGUGAGCAACCUGUUGAUGAAGAGAGAUUACUGAAGUCACCCAGCGUGGGAGCACAGAGCAACACCGAUACCUUUUAUUUUAUUUCUUCAAAAACAAGAGUCAAUUUUACAAAGAACCGUACAAAUUCAAAAGAUCAAGCCAACCAAUUAAAAGUAACUUAUGACAUGAUAGGUGGCUUAAAUAGUCAGCUGAAAGAAAUUAGAGAAAUUAUUGAAUUACCUCUCAAACAGCCUGAGCUUUUCAAGAGUUAUGGAAUUCCUCCUCCUAGAGGAGUGUUACUCUAUGGCCCUCCGGGUACUGGAAAGACGAUGAUUGCCAGGGCUGUUGCUAAUGAAGUUGGUGCCUAUGUUUCUGUAAUUAAUGGCCCUGAAAUUAUAAGCAAAUUCUAUGGGGAGACAGAAGCAAGAUUACGUCAGAUAUUUGCUGAAGCCACUCUGCGGCACCCAUCAAUUAUUUUUAUUGAUGAGCUGGAUGCACUUUGCCCUAAAAGAGAAGGGGCUCAGAAUGAAGUGGAAAAAAGAGUUGUAGCUUCACUCUUAACACUGAUGGAUGGUAUUGGUUCAGAAGGAAGUGAAGGACAGGUGUUGGUUCUUGGGGCCACAAAUCGCCCUCAUGCAUUGGAUGCUGCACUCCGAAGACCUGGACGCUUUGAUAAAGAGAUUGAGAUUGGAGUUCCAAAUGCUCAAGACAGGCUGGAUAUCCUCCAGAAACUGCUUCGAAGGGUACCUCAUUUACUCACAGAAUCUGAACUGCUACACCUGGCAAAUAGUGCUCAUGGAUAUGUUGGAGCAGACUUGAAAGCCUUGUGUAAUGAAGCAGGUCUUCAUGCCUUGCGGAGAGUCUUAAGGAAACAGCCUAACCUCCCUGACAGCAAGAUGGCUGGAUUGGUGAAGAUCACUCUGAAAGAUUUCUUGAAGGGGAUGAAUGACAUCAGACCCAGUGCCAUGAGGGAGGUAGCAGUCGAUGUCCCAAAUGUAUCCUGGUCAGAUAUAGGAGGACUGGAAAAUGUCAAGCUGAAACUGAAACAGGCUGUGGAAUGGCCCUUGAAACAUCCUGAGUCUUUCACCCAAAUGGGUAUUCAGCCACCCAAAGGAGUUCUUUUAUAUGGGCCACCUGGAUGCUCUAAAACAAUGAUCGCAAAGGCUUUGGCCAAUGAGAGUGGACUGAAUUUCCUGGCUAUAAAGGGGCCUGAAUUAAUGAACAAGUAUGUUGGUGAAUCUGAAAGAGCAGUUAGAGAGAUCUUCCGGAAGGCAAGAGCCGUGGCUCCUUCCAUUAUUUUCUUUGAUGAACUUGAUGCCUUAGCAGUUGAAAGGGGCAGUUCUUCAGGUGCUGGGAAUGUAGCUGAUCGUGUCUUGGCUCAGCUCUUGACGGAAAUGGAUGGCAUUGAACAGUUAAAGAACGUGACAAUCUUGGCAGCUACCAAUCGUCCAGAUAGGAUAGACAAGGCUUUGAUGCGGCCUGGAAGAAUUGAUAGAAUCAUCUAUGUGCCUUUACCAGAUGCAGCAACAAGAAGGGAAAUACUUAACCUGCAGUUUCACUCUAUGCCAAUCAAUAACGAGGUUGAUCUGAAUGAACUCAUUCUCCAAACAGAUACGUAUUCAGGAGCAGAGAAUAAAAUUCCAUUAAAAUAUUUGUGCAACUUUUCUACAUGUGUUCAACACAGAAAUGUCUUCUGAAUACCACUGAUAUGGGUUUGUACUGGAAAAUUAAUACUCUCAUAAAUACGAAGUUGCAGAUUCUUUUCAUUCUGAAUUAUCCAGCAGACUGGGACUCCACUUUCUGUUUUGAUUGCUGUUAUUUUUAUCUGUCUUCUAUAAAAACCAAAGAGACUAAUACAUAAUAAACCAUAUGAUAAUCAGAGUCUUGUAGAUAAAUUUACAUGUGGAAUUGGAUUUAGUAUAUCAUGCAGUCAUAGCUAAUAGCAACAACCAAAAAAAAUCUCAGAUCUACUCAUUGUUUCUGCAACUGUGAACUAUGUAUAUUUUAUUUUCCCCCUUUAAAUGUUUAAAUUCCACUGGGGUGGAAAAUUCUUGUAGAAAGCUUAAGAAGCAGUUAAAAUGGCUUUACAUUUAAAGUCCUGUCUAAAACAAUAAUCUUUAUGAGCAUCUCUUUGGCAUGACCAUCCAUUAAGUUAAAAUGACCAUAAAGUUACUGCUAGCUGACUGCUGUAGCAUUUCUCGAAUUUAGUUUUUGAUGUGAGAGCAAAGGCUGGCAUCCUGUAUAUGAUAUGUCAGUUUACAGGAAACAGCCAGGAGAAGAAACCAUAAAUCUUUCACUUGAGUGAAGUGGAAGAGCAGUUAGCAAAGUAUAAAUAUGCCUUUCUCACUUUGAAGUAAUUCAUGAUAGUAAUGCAGAAGUGCAAAAAAAAAAUCAAAGCCAAUGAGAUCCUGUCUGGCUGAGAAGUAAAAUCUCAUUUGGUGCCAGGAAUUAUUGUACCAGCUUGCUAAUUCCUAUGUAGUACAUGCCUUAUUCAGUCUGAAAUAUAAGCACAUUCAUUUCUGAUUAAUUUUUAUAUCAGCUCUUCUAAAAAUAGUCAUAGAGAAAGUAGCAGACAUUUCUGUCCCUCACUUUACAUUUCUGUGUCCCAUAAUUCUUGGAUGAGGGUAGGGUAUUCCACUGUGGUCCUAAUUAGUAUAUGAUUACAUUUUUAUAGACAUUUAUUCCAGACGUAUGUCUUUGUAGUUCUGUGUUUUCAAUUUGGACAAGACAGAUUAGUUACCCAGUUUUUGUUUUGAGAGGAGGGUUUGGUCUCAAUAUUUAGGUAAUUCACACAGGUGCCCUAUUGUUUGAAAGGAAAUACUGUCUUUUUUAAAGUCUUAAAAUUAAUCAGUAGGAAAUUUAAGAUAGAUUAUACUUAGCUUCACAUAAAAUAUAAGGCCUCAUCUUUUUUUCUUCUCUGUAUCAGAAUGAAAAUGCCACGACAAUGUUUGAAAGCCAAAAUUAGUUUUGAUGGGUUUUUAAAUAGUAAAAACAAAGUCAAAGUUUGAACUUCAGUCAUGUGACUCCUACAGACUCACUGCUUUAUCACUGAUGUAACUAAUUUAUUUCUUCCCCCAGCAAGGUCAUAUCCGCACAAAGCCUGCUACAUAGAAUAUACUUUACUAAGACUUAAUAAGCUGAAAAAAUUAUAUUUAGGAAAAAUAGACUUUCCCUUCUCAUUUGUCAUAUAGGAAAUUUCUUAUAGCAAUGCAUCCUGCUAGAGGUACAACCUCUUUUUCAGGGUUGAGUGUCUCUGUGGCCACUUUUGGUAUAAAAAUGAAACUGCUAACUCAGUUAAUUGUCUUCUCAGUAAAGUAGUAUAUUCAAUAUUCAAUAUAUUCA
Messenger RNA from Odocoileus virginianus texanus, 4546 nucleotides. NCBI's taxonomy places the organism in Eukaryota, Metazoa, Chordata, Mammalia, Artiodactyla, Cervidae. The record is from RefSeq and is a predicted model, not a curated record.